GCAGAUCACUUCUGCACGAAUGCGUUUGUUGUCUAAAAUUUGAACUUAUUCCUAUUUCCGAAAUAAGGGAAAUAGAUUAAGAGAGUAUUAUUAAUUUAUUAUAGAGUAUCUGAGUAUGUUAUCUAUUCCCCUACCGAAAUCUAUUGUGGCAUAGGCUACAGAUUCAGCAAUGAAUUCUACCCAGCCACUCAGCAAUUCUUCUUGGGUUUUUUUAAGAGACAAAAAAUAUCAGUUCACAAGUUUGGUGAUUCUUUGGAAUUUAUAUCCAAUGGCAGGGAAUGUUUAUAAUCAUGUCUGCUGUAGUCUAUGCUGACUCGGUAGUCUCAAAUGUUGUCUGUUUGAUGAAAACAAAAUGCUUUUAUAAAGCUCACCAAUCACUACAUGACACAUGCAGUUCUUGUUGAACUUGAUCAAAUAUGCAUUAGUCAUAUGGAGAGGGAUAGCUGACUCUUCUUUAGUCAGGAUGUUAGCCGCAGAAAACGACUUGCAACACAAGUUGACCCGUUGCAAUGUCAUUUAUACCACCGUGAAAUUGAAUGUGAGUAUCGAAUAUUGUCAACUUCCGAAUAUCCAAAUAAGGAAAAAUGACCGAAAUCGUAGGUACGAAAAUACUAAGUGAUUCGUACUCUAGUGUUGACACUUCAGAAUGCAGUAACCAGGACGCUCACGAUAUCAAUUUCAAAAUCGACUUGGGUUGGUUUAAUUCGUUGCUCGUCUGGGAGGGUGGCAUCGCCUUCAAUAUCGUUUACUGGUUUGUCAUUCUCGCCAUUUUUCUCACUCUGUUUCACCUUCUUCGUCGAAAAUUUAACUGGCAAUUUCUCCACGAAAGGUUUGUUGGAUCAGGAGAGACCACAGCUGACGCAAAACCAUUGAACUGGGCUGAUUGGUUGACUCUAGCCGUUGACGAAAAUGCAAUUGGAAAAGACGGCGCAACAUAUCUCUGGUUCCACUAUCGUCUUAUUCAAGUCUAUACUUGGAUGAUGGUCUUCGGCGUGGCUUUGAUAGUUAUUCAUAGUUUUGGAAGCAAACUAGGACUUGAAAACCUGUUAAGUUAUACAUCACUUAACAAUGUCGGGCUAAGCGGGGUCCAUUCCUUACUCUCCUUUGCUAUACUGGCAACAUUGGCUUGGGUGAUGACAAGACACGGAAACGAUCGGCGUAUCAGAACAUUGGUCAGUCCGAAUGUACCAAACACGGCCAGAGUUUGUAAUCGACAAUGGUUGAAGAUCACUGGACUUGGACGGGAUGUAACGAUUGACUCGCUCUACGAAUACCUGAAGAAGAAGUUUAAUGCCCAGGGGAUAACCCGUGAAGGAAUCGUUUUUGCCAAUGAUCUUACAAAACUGUGGCCCGUUUUAGAUCAACUGAAUACUGUGCGAGACAUCAAGCGGCAGUUACUAAUCUCCCCCUCCGGACCGGAAUUGAUUCAACGGCGAUUUUGGGAUAAAAACAACAACGAAGAAGACGCUACGGCAUAUUAUAACAGGAAAGAAAAUAUUCUCUUAGCAGAAAAAGACGCUAUGAUCAAAAACUUGGAAUUUAUCGGCACAGCUUUCAUCCGAUUUGACGAUCCUGCCCAAGCCAAAGCGACGAAAAUGGCUAUCAUUAAUCAUCAACCGAAAUGGUUUCGUUACUCUAUUAUGCCGCAAAAAGAAGAUGAAUUUCGACUACGUCAUUGGACCGUGCGAUAUGCUCCACCUGGUUCGCACAUUAAUUGGCAGCAAUUGGAAGGACAACACUCUAUUUGGAAAAAAUUAUCUGUCUUGCUGAUGUUACUGAUUGCCUAUUCAACUUAUAUUACUGUGAUGGCCACACCUGGCUUUAUUGUCCGCUCUCUCUACUUGGUAGGGGAAGGAUCAAACCCUGUUUCAUUAACUUGGAAAAUUUUCAUUCUACCAAGCAUUGUAACUUUCAUCACAACCGAACUGACAGACUUGGUGACUAAUCUAGACCUCUACCGACACCACUUUUGCCUGGCAAGUAUUGAAAUAGGAAGAUUGCGGUCAAUUUUCUACCUGUCGAGUAUACUCUAUUUGGUUCGAAUGAUGGCGGUACAGCCACUACCUUUACUGUUUUCUGGCCAGUUAUUCGACAGCCAACAUUUUCGCUUAGAGUGCCUCUUCUUUCCAGAACACGGCAGUUUCAUUGCUUGCAGUAUUAUUGUUAACACAGCCAGUAGGAUAUUGAUGGAUCAGACGCGCUUCCAGUUCCUCUUUAAUUACCUCAAGAAAGUGUUCACCUUCCGUUCACAAGGGGAGCACAUUGCCUGGAGAAAAUCUUACAGACUUGAGUUUGAUUUUGCUUCCCGCUAUGCCGAGCUAACUAGCAAUUUCGUCCUGACCUGCCUUAUAAUAAUCAAUUUCCCAGUUAUAGGUAUUGUGUCUUGGAUUAGUUCGAUUCUAACUUUUUUGAGCGACAGAAGCGCCUUGAUGAAUAUCUAUGCAGUUAGCAGUACCAAUCCCAAUAUACACCAAGAGCCAGUAAACAUUGUCCUAAGUUUGUCCAUUCUCUCUCCCCUGGCUUUGCUGAUCUACAGGAUUGUUCAGCUUGGAUCCAACUUGCCUAAUAACUUGCUAGACGAUCGAUUCAUUGCUCCUCUUUGUGUUACCAUUGUAUGCGCACUUCACUUAAUUUACGCAUUCCUACGAUAUUUCCCCAAACGGACAUGGCUACGCCGAUGGGUCGGCUAUGUUGAAGACGACGAGGAGGAUAUGAUAGAUUUAAUGAGUAAUGCUAAGCACGAAUACGACCCCAUCAAAGCGCUUAAUUUUGAAAUCCAUCAAUCUGUCUAAACUUUUCACGACGUAAUGAUCCAAGUUCUCUGCCUCUCCCUCCCCAUACGCUAAAUAUUCUUGUAACGUUCUUAGAAUCAAAAUACAUGGGAAUAUAAAUCA
Daphnia pulex (common water flea) is the source of this 2894-nucleotide messenger RNA. RefSeq names its product calcium permeable stress-gated cation channel 1-like. The transcript has 4 exons. Gene Ontology annotation, cellular component: plasma membrane. Lineage: Eukaryota; Metazoa; Arthropoda; Branchiopoda; Diplostraca; Daphniidae. The record is from RefSeq and is a predicted model, not a curated record. Bases 585 to 2792 code for a protein of 735 amino acids. Gene Ontology annotation, molecular function: calcium-activated cation channel activity.